Fragaria vesca subsp. vesca is the source of this 1905-nucleotide messenger RNA. Its product is annotated as probable receptor-like protein kinase At5g15080-like. Gene Ontology annotation, molecular function: ATP binding; protein kinase activity. Lineage: Eukaryota; Viridiplantae; Streptophyta; Magnoliopsida; Rosales; Rosaceae. The transcript has 6 exons. Gene Ontology annotation, biological process: protein phosphorylation. Bases 217 to 1638 code for a protein of 473 amino acids. The record is from RefSeq and is a predicted model, not a curated record.
AUGGGUUUGGUAAAGGUGGGAACUUUUCCAGUUUUGACCAUCUGGGUCUGAUUCAGUUUGAGCUGCAACACAUUUCUGGUGAGGUUUCAGAGUUUAUGUGAAGGUUUUGGCUUUCUGGGUUGCAUAUUGGUUGGUGUGAAAGGUGGGUUCUUUGUGGUGUGUGAAAUUUCUGGGUCUGUGAGCUAUGGGAGUUUGAAUCUGGAAGAGUUGGUGAAGAUGGGUCUGGUAAAGGUGGUGACUUGGAAUGGGAGCAAAUCAAAGGGAAGGAAGAAGAAGAAAGAUGAGGCUUUGGAGGAAACUGGGUGUUGGGUUAAGUUCUCUUUUGGGACUUGCAUGCCUUCUUCGAGAUCCAAAGUUGAUAGCACCAUGACUGGGACUACUAUGUCUUUUGCCGAAACUAAAUCUUUGAAUGAGAAAAGUAGAGAUCGAGAGCUUACUCGUGGAGGUUCCUCUACAACUACUAGUAAUGCUGGAAGUACUACAUCCACACCCUAUUUCAGUGAGGAGCUGAAGGUUGCUUCCCAGCUGCGGAAAUUCACGUUUAAUGAACUUAAGUUGGCAACUAGAAACUUCAGACCGGAGAGUCUUCUUGGUGAGGGUGGAUUUGGUUGUGUGUUCAAGGGGUGGAUAGAGGAAAAUGGAACUGCGCCUGUGAAACCUGGUACUGGCCUUACAGUUGCAGUUAAGACCCUCAACCAUGAUGGACUUCAGGGUCACAAAGAAUGGCUUGCUGAAAUUUAUUUUCUUGGUGAUCUCAUCCAUCCAAAUUUGGUAAAAUUGAUUGGUUACUCCAUUGAAGAUGAUCAGAGGUUGCUGGUUUAUGAGUUUUUACCACGAGGAAGUUUGGAAAACCACCUAUUCAGAAGAUCCCUGCCUCUUCCUUGGUCUAUCAGAAUGAAAAUUGCACUUGGAGCCGCAAAGGGCCUUGCCUUUCUUCAUGAAGAAGUUCAAAAACCAGUCAUAUACCGUGAUUUCAAAACAUCUAAUAUCCUAUUAGACGCGGAUUACAAUGCCAAGCUCUCUGAUUUUGGACUUGCUAAAGAUGGUCCUGAAGGUGACAAGACUCAUGUGUCUACACGAGUCAUGGGAACAUAUGGUUAUGCAGCCCCAGAAUAUGUCAUGACUGGACAUUUGACAUCAAAGAGUGAUGUCUACAGUUUUGGAGUAGUCCUACUUGAAAUGCUAAAUGGAAGAAGAUCCAUGGAUAAAAAUAGACCAAAUGGGGAACACAAUCUUGUGGAAUGGGCAAGACAACUUUUUGGAGACAAGAGGAGGUUAUUCCAAUUAAUUGACCCCCGUCUAGAAGGCCAUUUUUCUAUCAAGGGUGCGCAAAAAGCUAUCCUACUGGCCGCUAGGUGCCUCAGUCGUGACCCAAAAGCCAGACCAAUGAUGAGUGAAGUUGUUGAAGCCCUAAAGCCUUUACCAAGCCUUAAGGACAUGGCCAUUUCUUCGUAUCACUUUCAAACCAUGCAAGCAGCUCGUACCAGAUCCAACUUGAAUGCUAAGAACGGCAUUAGAACACAAGCGGUCUUUGUACAGAGGAAUGGGCAACCGGUAAGGAGCUUGUCAAGCCCAAAGGGUCCUCCUGCUUCUCCAUAUUAUCCUCAAAAAUCACCAAAACCUAACUCAAAAGAAUGAUAUAUGGCUUUUGUUAUUCUCUAUGCAUAUUAUCUUAGAUUUGACUAUCCAAUUGUGACAGCUUGGCUUCUUCAGAUUGUUUGGUCAAUUAUAGCACAAAAUAAGUCUUUCUUUCUUUUGUUGCUAUGUGCUCGCCAGCAUCUGACUGCCUGUUAAAUGAAGGCACAAGCCUCUUUGCAUGUAUGUAUGCUCAGCUCAUUGCUCAGGCUUAGUAAAUAGCAGUUCAUCACCCUUCCCCCAUUCUGUAAUGGGUGGUAAUUUCUUAUU